Candidozyma haemuli is the source of this 1959-nucleotide messenger RNA. It is a transcript of the gene CTP1, whose product is annotated as Ctp1p. The transcript is spliced from 2 exons. Gene Ontology annotation, molecular function: tricarboxylate secondary active transmembrane transporter activity. The record is from RefSeq and is a predicted model, not a curated record. The coding region runs from base 1 to 1959 and encodes 652 amino acids. Lineage: Eukaryota; Fungi; Ascomycota; Pichiomycetes; Serinales; Metschnikowiaceae. Gene Ontology annotation, biological process: mitochondrial citrate transmembrane transport; transcription initiation at RNA polymerase II promoter.
AUGGACGAUAUCACCAGAUCCCUCAUCAGAUUCGUGGUGCGUGCUUUCCACUCUCGCCCAUGUAUUCUUGUGGCCGAUGCGGUGAUGCUACAUUCGGUACUUUCGGAGGACGACUUGAUCCAUCUUUUGGGCAUCCCCAGGAAGGAGCUUAGGGCUUACUGUGCCAGGCUUGUGGAGGAUAGGCUUCUUCUGACACAUGUGCAGAAGGAGGAGAAUUACCAGCAGAGACUUGCAAACAGAACAUACUACUAUAUCCAUAUCACUGAGGCCAUCGAUGCCAUCAAGUGGAAGGUGCACUCGAUAGUGUCUAGCAUUAAGGAAGAGAUGUCCUCGUUUGGUAAUCCGCAUGGGUACUUGUGCCCAAGAUGUGGAAGGAAGGUUUCUCAGCUUGAUGCUAUUUCGUUGCUUAGCGAUGAUAAGUCGUCGUUUAUUUGUGACCAGUGUGGAGGUGUUCUAGUGGAGGACGACUCGCUGCUUAAGGCUACUGUGAAACAGGAGAGGCUCGAAAAGCUUAUGAUCCAGAUUGAUCCGAUAAUUGGCUACUUGAAGAAGAUUGACAAUUCGAAUAUUGAGGAUAACAACUUUGAGAUUGCUCUUACCAAGGCUAUUCCAGCACAGUCCGGCUCUGCUGCCUUGUAUAAUGUUUCUGGCCGUGGUACCGGCAAGAACCGUGGCCAGAUGUCCCAGUCUCUUCAAAACGCUGCCUCCAAGGCAAACGCUACUUUGCAUGUCUCUAUUACUGCCUCUGACGAGAACUACGAACGUGAGCAACAAGAGAAGGAAGAGAGAAGACAGAAAUUGGAGCAAAAUGCAUUGCCUUCAUGGCACUCUUCUUCUACUGUUGGCCAAAACGAGUACAACGGCACGGAAGAUGAAAUUAAGACCGAGCCAGUUAUUAAGGAAGAACCUGAAGUCAAGCAAGAGAACGGCGCUGAAGCUCCUGCCAGCUCGGCAUCCCCUCCAGUUGACGAUGCUGCAAAGAAAGAAAAGGACGCUCAAGAUGUCCUUGCAGCUUACUAUGCCGAUUUGGCCGAGAGAGAAGCCGAAGAAGACGAGGACGACGAUGAUGACGACGAAAUGGACUUUGAAGAUCAAGUCGAUCCUUUCAAGUCCUUCAUUGCCGGCGGCACUGCUGGUGCUGUCGAAGGUGUGGUGACGUAUCCAUUUGAGUUUGCAAAGACUAGACUACAGCUUGUGAGUAAGACAUCGACGGCUUCGAGAAACCCAUUGGUUUUGAUCGCUAAUGUUGCAAAGACCCAGGGCGUGUCUGCCUUGUACGUGGGCUGUCCUGCUUUUAUUGUGGGCAACACAGCCAAGGCUUCUGUUCGUUUCCUUGGAUUUGAUUCCAUUAAAGCUCUUUUGGCUGACAGAAACGGUAAGCUUUCUGGCCCAAGAGGUGUGCUUGCCGGUUUGGGAGCUGGUUUGUUGGAGUCGGUUGUUGCAGUUACGCCUUUCGAAGCUAUCAAGACUGCUUUGAUUGAUGAUAAACAGGCUGCUAAGCCUAAGUAUCAGAAUGGAUUGCUUUCUGGAACUCUUAAGUUGGUGAAGGACUUGGGUUUCAAGGGAAUGUAUGCUGGUGUGGUGCCUGUCUCCAUGAGACAAGGUGCUAACUCUGCUGUCCGUUUGGGAUCUUACAAUGCCAUCAAAACCAUGGUCCAACAAGCUACAAACACCAAAGCCAACGAACCAUUGUCCUCAGCAGCCACUUUCGCUGUUGGCGCCAUUGCUGGAACUGUCACAGUGUACACGACGAUGCCUAUAGAUACAGUUAAGACAAGAAUGCAGUCAUUGGACGCCGCCAAGCUCUAUACAUCGACCAUGAACUGUUUCGUCAAGAUUUUCAAGGAUGAAGGUUUGCUCACUUUCUGGAAAGGUGCCACGCCGAGGUUGGGACGUUUGAUGUUGAGUGGAGGUAUUGUCUUUACCAUCUACGAAAAGAUGUUGGUGCUCAUGAACUAG